AUUCUGGCUGGUGCCGAUGGUUUUUCCGGCCGAGAAUUCAACACACGUAUCGGCGCUGCUCGGCGGAAACAUCGCAUGUCAUCAUCAUCAUCAUCAUCAUCAUCCUCCCCUCCCCCACUCAGAAGAGAUUCACAAUUCAGGCUGCUUACACGCUUUGGGUUUCCUUCACCAUGAACACGGCUGCAAGCCGAAGCCAUAACUGAUAUACUCUUUUCAACCUCUUCUGUCCGUAGGCCAUGGCAAACUCAAAGCAGGUCAUCAAACUCCCUCGAUUCCUCCUCCAACCCCUAGCAUGGAAUUCAUCCUCCUCCACCAUCAUAAAUCCACAAUUAGUGACAAUUGGAUCGUCUCCGGGCUUAUCUUUACACCUUUAUGCCGCGAAACCACAGCCACAAUCAGUUCCCAGCCGAUCGCUACACACCUUGCCAGCACCUCCGCGACAACCCCCGUCCCUAUCACUCACCUCUCGCCCCUAUCUUACGUCCAUAACCAAAACACCCCCGUCCUCGACAAACUCCCACAAUGAUACCCACGCCGCUCCAAUAAGACAUAAUGGCGUGUACGUGGCGGUAUUCAAACCUGCCCGCCGCGCAUUCCGUACCACGCCGGCCAACCGACGGGACCACCACUUCGACACUUUAAAGAUUGUCCAACGACUCAAAGGUGAAGGAUUCAGCGAAGAGCAGGCGGUGGCAUUAAUGCGGGUGCUGAACGAUGUAAUUGAAGAGUCAAUUCAAAAUUUGACCCGAACUAUGGUUCUAAGAGAGGACUCCGAACGGUCCACUUAUACCCAAAAAGUCGACUUCGCCAAACUCCGGUCAGAACUCCUAAACUCCGACUCCACCGAAACACAGCUAACCCGCGCAUCCCACGACCGCAUUGCGGGUGAUAUCCAGAAGCUAAACUCGCGCCUCCGCGAUGAAAUAGGCCGCACACAGGCGUCCGUAAGACUAGAUUUGAACCUGGAAAAGGGCCGGAUCCGUGAAGAGGCCAAUGGGCAGGAGAUGAGAAUCAAGGAGACGGAAACGAGAAUCGAGCAGGAAGUUGCUGGCCUUCGGGAGAGGGUGGAGGCGGUUAAGUUUUCGACCCUUCAAUGGCUGAUGGGUGUCUGUACAGGUACGGCUGCACUGAUUCUUGGUGCUUGGCGCCUGUUGAUGUGAAGUAACCCUGGAGGCAUUUCGGGUCGAAUACUCGACACUACCAUAAUGUUAUUCCCUUUCGUGAAAGGGUAUCGGGGAAUUUCUAAAGCCCGGGUUGCUUGAGCGAAAUUCAGCAUUGAUAUUAUUUCUCACUGAGCUCAUAGAACAUCUCCUAUUACACCAAAGCAUAGAUCAAAACACACUCUUGACAACCGAUAUUUCCUUUGUUCAUUCGAAAAAUGUAUAUACUAUGACUCCUCCAAAAAAAAUAAAAAUAAAAAUAAAAAUAAAA
Blastomyces dermatitidis ER-3 is the source of this 1431-nucleotide messenger RNA. RefSeq lists its product as uncharacterized. The record is from RefSeq and is a predicted model, not a curated record. The transcript is spliced from 3 exons. The coding region runs from base 237 to 1160 and encodes 307 amino acids. Gene Ontology annotation, cellular component: mitochondrion. NCBI's taxonomy places the organism in Eukaryota, Fungi, Ascomycota, Eurotiomycetes, Onygenales, Ajellomycetaceae.